This is a messenger RNA of Monopterus albus (swamp eel), 1653 nucleotides long. RefSeq names its product LIM homeobox 3 (gene lhx3). Gene Ontology annotation, cellular component: nucleus. The record is from RefSeq and is a predicted model, not a curated record. Gene Ontology annotation, biological process: neuron differentiation; regulation of transcription by RNA polymerase II. Lineage: Eukaryota; Metazoa; Chordata; Actinopteri; Synbranchiformes; Synbranchidae. Gene Ontology annotation, molecular function: zinc ion binding; DNA-binding transcription factor activity, RNA polymerase II-specific; RNA polymerase II transcription regulatory region sequence-specific DNA binding.
GAUAACACGGAGAUGCUCCUUGCUUUGCUGUCGCACAGUGAGGAGCUACGGAAAGAAAUCCCGGUAUGCGCAGGCUGCAAUCAACACAUCGUAGACCGCUUUAUCCUCAAAGUGCUGGAUCGUCACUGGCACAGCAAGUGCCUGAAAUGCAGCGACUGCCAGGCCCAGCUGGCGGACAAGUGCUUUAGCAGAGGCGAAAGCGUCUACUGCAAAGAGGAUUUCUUCAAGAGAUUCGGGACCAAAUGCGCAGCCUGUCAGCAGGGGAUACCGCCCACACAGGUGGUGAGGAGAGCGCAGGACUUCGUCUACCACCUGCACUGCUUUGCCUGCAUCGUGUGCAAGAGGCAGCUGGCCACAGGUGACGAGUACUAUCUGAUGGAGGACAGCAGGCUGGUCUGUAAGGCCGACUACGAGACCGCCAAACAGAGAGAAGCAGACUCAACUGCAAAAAGGCCACGAACAACCAUCACUGCUAAACAGCUGGAAACGCUGAAGAACGCUUACAAUAACUCUCCCAAACCUGCCCGCCAUGUCCGAGAGCAGCUAUCCUCAGAGACAGGUCUGGAUAUGCGGGUUGUGCAGGUUUGGUUUCAGAACAGACGAGCUAAAGAGAAAAGGCUGAAGAAAGAUGCUGGACGGCAGAGGUGGGGCCAGUACUUCCGCAACAUCAAGAGGUCAAGAGGAAGCUCCAAAUCUGAUAAGGACAGCAUCCAGGAGGAAGGCAUGGACAGUGAUGCAGAGGUGUCCUUCACAGAUGAACCACCCAUGUCAGAGCUUGGCCAUAGUAACGGUAUCUACAGCAACCUGAGUGAGUCCUCUCCAGCCAUGGGGGGCCGCCAAGGGGGCAGCAAUCACAGCUCCUUUCCCCUGGAACACGGAGUCCUCCCCUCUCAAGAACAGUUCCAUGAAAUACGCUCCAACAGCCCCUAUGGCCUUCCUCAGUCACCAGGGUCACUUCAGGCGCUACCCAGACACCAGCCUCUCAUCUCCAGCCUGGUCUACCCUGACUCUGGUCUUUCUAUCAUGGGCCAGGGCAGGCCCCCGCGGGGGAGGGCGUCGAGGGGCCCAGCCAAUGGCCCCAGCCCGGACCUCUCCACGGGCAGCAGUGGAGGAUACCCUGAUUUUCCUGCCAGUCCUGCCUCCUGGUUAGAUGAAGUGGACCACGGGCAGUUUUGAUUAGUCGAUAACAAGAAAUUGGACCUUUUUUUUUUGUUUUCAGUGACUUCUUCUGGAUUUUGGGAACUGGACAGUGAUUGUGCAAAGGACUCUACUGCUGUCCUUGGAUCUCACCAAUAUCUGAUUAACAAGUCAACUGAGUAUCUGUGAUCUAGAUGGAAGGAAGGAGGAAAAUAUCCUCUAUUAAAAGCACUUGACCUCAUAAUUGUCCUUCACUUAUAAAACAGUAUGUUCAGUUUUCAGAUACUGUACCACUAUAAACUUUUUCUCAACAAUACAGAAACCCAGAAAGUUUAGACUUUGAUCAUUCAGAUUUUCACAAACUCCUGCUUCUGUUCUCAUCCCCUCCCUUUGUUUUCUACAAUGUGUUCAGGUGCAGAAUUCAGUUCAAUGUUCUGAGUCUCUAAAUGUCUAGUUGUUGCCAAAUAUCUAUAUCUAUAUAUAUAUAUAUAUCAUUGUGGAGACUUUAUUUUUAUA